GCAGCCAAUCAGAUUUUGCAAAGCGUCCUAAGCUGACGUCAGCCCGGUACUGAUGAACCACCGGUAGAAGAGAGCUCUGUUAGCCUGUUGUUUGUAUCUUUGUCCGCUAAUCCCCCUGUCAAACGUGCAAACAUCAUGCCUUUCGAUGUUAGGAGAUUCGAUAUCUACAGGAAAGUGCCAAAAGAUCUCACCCAGCCCACAUACACAGGAGCUUUCAUUUCCAUCCUCUGCUGUUUCUUCAUACUCUUCCUGUUCCUGUCUGAGCUUACGGGAUUCAUAGCCACAGAAAUUGUAAACGAACUGUAUGUGGAUGAUCCCGAUAAAGACAGUGGUGGGAAGAUAGAAGUGAGUUUAAACAUCAGUUUGCCAAACUUACACUGUGAUUUGGUGGGUUUGGACAUCCAGGAUGAGAUGGGCCGCCAUGAGGUCGGUCACAUAGACAACUCCAUGAAGAUUCCUCUCAACCAGGGGGACGGUUGUCGCUUUGAAGGAGAGUUCACCAUCAACAAAGUACCAGGGAACUUCCAUGUGUCGACGCACAGCGCUACAGCCCAGCCCCAGAGCCCAGACAUGACCCACAACAUCCACAAGCUGGCCUUUGGAGAAAAGCUUCAGGUACAAAACGUCCAAGGAGCCUUUAAUGCAUUGGGAGGGGCGAACAGGCUGUCAUCUAAUCCUCUGGCGUCACACGACUACAUACUGAAGAUCGUUCCAACAGUGUAUGAAGACCUAUCAGGCAAACAGAGGUUCUCCUACCAGUACACAGUAGCCAACAAGGAAUACGUUGCGUACAGCCACACGGGCAGGAUCAUCCCGGCCAUCUGGUUCCGAUACGACCUCAGUCCGAUCACAGUGAAGUACACAGAGAGGAGACAGCCCUUCUACCGUUUCGUCACAACAAUCUGUGCCAUUGUCGGCGGGACGUUCACAGUGGCAGGAAUCAUCGACUCCUGUAUAUUCACCGCUUCAGAGGCCUGGAAGAAGAUCCAGAUUGGGAAAAUGUCAUGAGGACCGCUCCCCACUCCUCCCUUCAACAUAAAUAAAGUGCAAAGUUAGCCUGUUAGCUAAAUCCAAGCUGCUCGAACCCCCACUUCCUUUUGAAGAUUGUAUCAUCACAACCAAUGACUCUGUCUCCUUACUGAAGAUUAUCUCAGACUCCAUCUGGUGAGGAUGCUGACUAUCACAUGACUGCUUUCUCCAUCUUUACUGUAAAGAGAGGAGAGGGAAGCUCUUUUGUAACUACUAAUAUGAAAUACUGUGUGUCAAAGUUCAACCAUUCUGGGCAUUUGAAUGCUGCACUUAAAAUGAAGUCAAACAAAACAAAAAGGCUGAUAUUUGUACUGAUAUUCAAUCUUCUUUUUUUACGUGUGUGUGUGACACAAAUCUCUAAAUAUAUUCAAUCGUAAGGAAGUUUUCAGGUUAUGGCUGUAGAAUGUACAAACAAAACACACCUAAAUGUUUUAUUAGAGGAUCAUUUCAACAUGUCAGUCUAGUUUUCCCAAUCACGCUAAAAGGGAACAAUACUUUUAGGGAAGUGUUUGGGUACAUUAAGCCGGUAUGUGAAUAGGCUAAACUUUAAAGUGUUUCCAUAAUUCACACUUUCCAUAACAACAUUUUGCAUCAUCUGAUGUCUUUUUCCAGCUGAUCUCACUUUUAUGGCCAGUUUCAAACCAUGUGCCUUUAGGUUACCUCUCACAUGAUUACCAUCAGCUCUCAUGUGUUAGUCUGUCUGUUUGCAGUGGCUGCCACUUAAACCAGUAUAUUGCAUGUUACAACUUUCUAUGUAGAUUCACUUUCUAGAGUUUAUUUUCAAACCAAUGAUCAUUGUUUACCUUUCAGUCAAUUCAUACCAAAUAAUUCAUCAAUGCUGUUAACCGUCCUUGCUUUUACUUUUUUCAUUCCUUAUCAAUUAUCUCAGAAAAUCUAGAGAAUGUCUGUUUUUUUAAAGAGAUGAAUUGGUCUAUUUUGACAUGGUACAGGAAUUUGUUUACAUAUUGAUGAGGUUGUAAAGAAGAAUGGGUUUUUUUCCCUUUAUUUGGUUGUAUAAAGACCUCUGAUCAACGGUGGUGAUAAUCACACUCCCUCAGAAACUGGUCUUUCUGCUGUUGAGGUCAUCCACUUCCUGUUCCCUCUCAAAUUACUCUGUAAUGCUAUGUGUACCUCAAGUAAAGGUACCACAGAAACCA
Eleginops maclovinus (Patagonian blennie) is the source of this 2186-nucleotide messenger RNA. RefSeq names its product endoplasmic reticulum-golgi intermediate compartment 1 (gene ergic1). Bases 136 to 1008 code for a protein of 290 amino acids. The transcript has 10 exons. The record is from RefSeq and is a predicted model, not a curated record. Lineage: Eukaryota; Metazoa; Chordata; Actinopteri; Perciformes; Eleginopidae.